This is a messenger RNA of Gigantopelta aegis, 2511 nucleotides long. Its product is annotated as kelch repeat and BTB domain-containing protein 2-like. The record is from RefSeq and is a predicted model, not a curated record. Lineage: Eukaryota; Metazoa; Mollusca; Gastropoda; Neomphalida; Peltospiridae. The transcript has 2 exons. Gene Ontology annotation, molecular function: protein binding. The coding region runs from base 37 to 1716 and encodes 559 amino acids.
CUGGUACCAGUCGGUCCAGUGUAAAUAAUUUUGAAGAUGGGUAUGGAUUAUAAGGAAUGUUUGACCAAUGGAUUGGUGGCUGCCUUAGAUUGUGGCAGACAUGCAGAUAUAGCAAUUGAAAUUGAAGAUAAAACUUUCCACUGUCACAAAAUCGUACUUGAAGCAAUGUCACCAUAUUUCAGAUUAAUGUUCUCAGAUGGAGCACCCAACAUGUCCCAUGGCUGUUUAAAAAUCAUUGAGUUGACCAAGAAAGGCUUUGAAGGUGCUUUGUCCUACAUAUAUUCGGGCAAGUCAGAUCUGAACCAGACGGACAUUUAUGAGAUUCUGCAAGCCAGUUUCUUUCUGCAGAUCGAAGGACUGCGAGAACUCUGUGAGGAGAUGCUUGUGAAGACUGUGCUGAGCACAGACACGUGCAUCCAUCUGUGGCAGGUGGCAGAAUCGUGCGAUUGCCAACAGUUGCUUAUGGCCGCAAAGAAGAUGGCCCUCGAGUCAUUUGAUGAAGUUGCAAAUAAGACCAAAGUGUCAGAGUUCAGUGCUGAGCAACUUGUGGAGCUGUUUGAUGAUGACAAUCUCAAAGUCGCCAGUGAGGUCACAGUUCUUACUGUUGCCGUCCAGUGGGCGCAAGAGUUUGAGGUAAAUUUCUCGGACUGUUGCAAUGUCUUUUCUGCUGUGCAUCUAGAUGUGAUAUGCGAUGAAGAGUGGAAAACGACCAUGGAAACUCAUGGCAAAAGUAUCAGCGAGGCUUUACGUGUCUAUCUCGAGUCCUUAUGGGCCCAAAGCAAGAUGAAGUCACCCGUGGAAAGAGAUGGAAGCAUUCGCUAUUUUGACAGAAAGGAAAAAGUCCUGGUGUUUAUUAGCGAUAUUGGUUCAACUUUCUGCUACGUGUUGACCACUUCUUACAAUCCUCAUGCAGAGUCUAUACGUUUUUCUCCAAUAACUCCAUGGUAUGAAGACAUCUGCUGCGCAAAGUGUUGUGUCCAUCACGGGGAACUGUAUGUUGAGUGUAUAAUAGACGGGAUAGCAACGUUCACGAAGAUGUGUUCUCAGACAGGGCAAUGGGUGCAGUGUACCGCUAGGGAAAGUGAUGACGUAUUGUCAUCUACUGUCCUCUUGUCUUGUAACAACUGUAUCUAUGCUGUGCAGGGCAGUAAACCGGUUUAUACAAACAAUGCACUAUUAAAGGGUGCCAAGAUACAGAAAUAUACUUCUGAAGAAAACUCUUGGACAACCGUGUGCACACUACCAGACUCAGUCGAGGAUCCUCUCGCUGUUGCAGCAUCUUGUUUCCUUUGCAUCUACAGCCGAAGUGACCACCACACCACCGUCUACACUUACAGUUACAAAUCCAACGUCCUCAAAGAAGUAGGUGAGCUUCCAGAGUAUGUCCCGAAACCGGACUUUGCGAUCGCGAGUGGCAGAAGUCGGUUCUUGUUCUGCCAGCGGGAGGUCACUCGAGUGAGGAACGUCUUGGACGAGCCUUACACUCUGGACUUGUUUGACGAGCUGGGCAGGUACACGCGGAAGAACUUCAGGUUCAACGGCGUCGCGGAGAGUGGCAAGACGAUCUACUGCAUCUCCAGCGAGGACGACGAGCACUACGUCCUGUGGGAGUUCAACCCGGACAAACUCUGUCUCCGAAAACCGCGGGCCAUUUACUCGGUGCACAAGUGGAGCUUGGGUGGAGUGGUGGAAAUUAAACGCAGAUUUUUGACGUGACCACUGGCGUGCGUGUGUGUCUUUCCUUUUUCUUUGUUUGUAUUUGUUUUGUCUGUUUUGGUGGAGGAAGGGUUUUUUAAAGGAUCAUAGAAGCUAGAGGUGGGAUGGAGUGACAGCAACAUACUGAUAUACCUUUUCAACUGACAGAAUUCAUAGUCUUUAGAGUUAGUGAGCCACUGCACCCUGGUGCCUUUGAAGGGUGAGCACUUAAUAUUUUGACUGAUAAUAUCAUGACAUGGACGGGGAUAGUUUUGUUUCAUACUUAUAUAUGCACGACUUAUUUUAUUUAUUUAUUCUUCAUGCAUGCAUAGUGGGAUUGAUGCAGUACACCGACAUGGCAUACAUAAUAAUUAUGUAUCUGUCUUCCCUUCCAUGUGAUCACGUAUGUAAACAGCUUCCACCUGUCAGUGGAGAGAGAGAGAGAGAGAGAGAGAGAGUGAGUGAGUGAGUGAGUGAGUGAGUGAGUGAGUGAGUGAGUGAGUGAGUGUAUGCAUGUGUUUGGAGAGUGGGCGAGUGUGUGUAGACAACAGUGUUAUGUUAUUUUUGUUUGUUCUGUACCGGUGGCUUAUUGAAGGUAACCGACUACGAGUGUCCAUUUUCCCAGUUUUAUUGCACCUGCAUUGUCCGUGAAUAUUUUUUUUUGACUUGUUUAUGCCAUACCGUACAUGUUAUACCAAAUUAAAAUGUUUUUGCACGCAAACAUUUAUUGUAAUUAAGUAAUGGAAUUAGCUGACUUAAUUGUGGGUGGUAAUAAAAACAAAAUAAAUGCACAGAAAUAAAAAUGCCUUGUUUAUA